This is a messenger RNA of Schizosaccharomyces octosporus yFS286, 2148 nucleotides long. RefSeq names its product cell wall protein Gas1. Bases 338 to 1951 code for a protein of 537 amino acids. Gene Ontology annotation, molecular function: 1,3-beta-glucanosyltransferase activity. The record is from RefSeq and is a predicted model, not a curated record. The transcript has a single exon. Gene Ontology annotation, cellular component: cytoplasm; fungal-type cell wall. NCBI's taxonomy places the organism in Eukaryota, Fungi, Ascomycota, Schizosaccharomycetes, Schizosaccharomycetales, Schizosaccharomycetaceae. Gene Ontology annotation, biological process: fungal-type cell wall (1->3)-beta-D-glucan biosynthetic process.
CCCCUUCGGAAACGGGUAGAACCAUUCUUAUUUUCUCAUCCAGAGAAUAUAUAUAUAUAUUCUAUAUAUAUUCAUUCAACGCGUAGGUCGCGUUCUACACGAACACAUUCACACAUACUAAUAUAUAUAUAUAUAUAUAUAUAUAUAUUUGGGAAUUUAAAAAAAUAUUCUAGAAUAGAAUACCCACUUUCUUUCUUUUGAAACGGGUUCUUUUGCAUUAAGAAAUUUUUAACAAAUUUCUUUUUUCCUUUCUUUUUUUAUUAUUUUUGUCUUUCAUUCUUAGCAUUUUCACUCUCUACCAAACGUUCAUUUUUGAACCGGUUCAUUCUUUUUCGAAAUGAAACUUUCUCUUUUAUCUUUGGCUGCCGCUGGCUUAGUCAGUUUGGGCAACUUGGUUCAAGCUAGUGUUCCUCCCGUGCACGUCGACGGUCGCUAUUUCUGGAACAAGAACGGUACCCGUUUCUUCAUCAAGGGUAUCGCUUACCAACCCGACUCUAACGGUGAUGAAAAAUACGUCGAUCCUCUCGCCGAUAAGAGUACUUGCGAACGUGAUGUCAAGUACUUGAAAGAACUCUCUGUCAACACCAUCCGUGUUUACAGUGUCAACUCCUCUUCCAACCAUGAUGAUUGCAUGAAGAUUUUCGAUGACAAUGGAAUCUACGUACUUUCCGAUUUGUCUAGUCCUGACGUUUCCAUCAAUGGUAAAGAUCCCUCUUGGUCUGUUGACUUGUUCAAGCACUACACCGAUGUUGUCGACUCUUUGGCCCCUUACAACAAUGUCCUCGGUUUCAUCGCUGGUAAUGAGGUUGUUCAAAACGUAAACAACACCGAUGCCGCUGCUUUCGUCAAGGCUGCCGUCCGUGAUGUUAAGCAAUACAUUGUCAACUCUGGUCACCGUCAAAUUCCCGUCGGUUACUCCACCAAUGAUGAACAAGAAACUCGUGUCCCCAUGUCUCACUACUUUGACUGCGGUGACAAGGCUGACAUUGUUGAUUUCUACGGUAUUAACAUUUACGAAUGGUGUGGUGAUAGCAGCAUUCACAGCUCUGGCUAUGAUGAGAGAACCAAGGAAUUCCAAAACUACACUGUUCCCGUCUUCUUCAGUGAAUUCGGUUGCAUCCAAGUUCGUCCUCGUAAGUUUACCGAAGUUAAGGCUUUGUUCAGUGAUGAAAUGACUGAUGUCUGGUCUGGUGGUGUCGCUUACGAAUACUUCCAAGCUGCCAACAAGUAUGGUGUUGUUAGUGUCAGUGGUGACUCCGUCAGCACUCUUACUGACUUCCCUCAUCUUUCUUCUAUGUAUGCCUCUGUUCAACCCUCUCCUACUCAAUCUUCUUCCAUGUCUCUCACUUCUUCCGGCCAAUCCUGCGCUGCUACCCAAAAGGCUUGGAAGGCUGCUACUGACUUGCCUCCUACUCCUUCUGAGGAUGUUUGUGAGUGCAUGGACAAGACUAGACAAUGUGUUGUCGCUGACGGCGUUGACUCUUCCGACUAUGGUGAUCUUUUCAGCUACGUCUGCACAAAGAUCGAUUGCGAUGCUAUCAGUGCUAACGGUACCGCCCCCGGUAAGUAUGGUUCUUUCAGCUACUGCGAUUCUAAGCAAAAGUUGAACUACGUUUUGGAUGCUUACUACCAACAAAAGGGUGGCUGUGACUUCAAGGGCUCUGCCAGUUCUGUUUCUGCCGCUUCUGCUACUGGUGCUUGCAAGUCUUACCUUUCUGCUGCUGGUUCUUCUGGUACCAAGCCUAUCUCUGUUACCCCCGAUGCCAAUGCUGUUUCCAAGGGUAACGGCACUGACAACAUGUCCAGUACCUAUGGUGGUGGUGGCUCUAAUGGCAAGAACGGUACCACAUCUGGUCACCAAAAGAGUGCUGCCAGCACUUCUAUCAACACCAACGCUCUCGUUGCCUUGGUCUCCAUGGUUGUCGGUGGUGUUGCCGUUUUGUGCAUUUAAAUGUAAACAGGGAUCUUUCUGAUUGCAUUUUUGUAUCAUUGUGUUGCAUCUGAUGCAUCUUUUGUACGUUUAUUACAUCUUUUUUUAUAUCUUGUUUGUUUUCGAUGAUAUGUACGUUCCCUCAAAUACCUUUAUAUCUCAUUAUUUCUCUUUUUUUUCUUUAGAUAUUUCAAUAAAUUAUAUUUUGUGGUUGUAUA